Molecule: messenger RNA, 1228 nt
Organism: Aspergillus japonicus CBS 114.51
Lineage: Eukaryota; Fungi; Ascomycota; Eurotiomycetes; Eurotiales; Aspergillaceae
Product: putative NAD binding Rossmann fold oxidoreductase
Exons: 2
Coding region: 144-1211 (355 amino acids)
Biological process (GO): NADPH regeneration
Cellular component (GO): cytoplasm
Molecular function (GO): nucleotide binding; oxidoreductase activity
Source: RefSeq, a predicted model, not a curated record
UCCUGCUGCUUCGCUGUUCAUAAUCUCUUCCUCUUCCUGUCUUUCGUCGCACAUCUUCUCUUUUCACCAAGUUUCAAUCCAAUCUACCUUCCUCCCGUUCGUCGCUCCUCAACCCCCCCCCUCCAAUACAAAUACCCAUCACAAUGUCUGCCAGAAGAUUGAAGGUUGGCUGUGCCGGUCUCGGUCGCAUGGGCAAGCGCCAUGCCCUCAACUUCCUACAGCGCACUCCCCGCGCAGAGCUCGUCGCCGUCAGUACUCCGGACGACAGCGAAUUGGAAUGGGGCAAGGUCCACCUGGCCCCGUACGGCGUGAAGCUGUACAAGAACUACGAUGACAUGCUGAAGCACGAGGGGCUGGAGGCCGUGAUUGUUGCCUCCGCUACCGCCGUGCACGCCGAGCAGGCAAUUAAGGCCAUUGAGGCCGGCAAGAACGUUCUGUGCGAGAAGCCUUUGUCUACUAGUGUUGAGAUUUCCCAAUCCGUCCUCGACGCCGCAGCCAAGAAACCCCAUCUCAAGGUCAUGUGCGGUUUCUCACGGCGGUUCGACGCCUCCUACCGGGACGCUCACAGCAAGAUGUCCGCGGGGGCGAUCGGCACGGCCUCGGUGAUGCGCAGCCAGACGUGCGAUAAGCUGGACCCGACGGGGUUCUUCGUUGCGUACGCCGAGUUCUCCGGCGGCAUCUUCGUGGACUGUUCGAUCCACGACAUCGACCUGGCGCUGUGGUUCUUCGGCCAGGACAGCAGGGUGAAGUCCGUCUCGGCCGUAGGCAUCACGGCGGUGGAGCCGGACCUCCGCAAGCACAACGACCGCGACAACGCCGUCGGCCUGGUCGAGUUCUACGACGGCCGCAUCGCCUACUUCUACGCCUCGCGCAUGAUGGCCGCCGGCCAGGAGGACUCCACCGAGAUCAUCGGCACCAAGGGCAAGCUGGCCGUCAACACCCAGCCCGCCAUCAACCUGGUCAACGUCUUCGACGAGUCCGGCGUCCGCCGCGAGCUGCCCCAGCACUACUACGACCGCUUCGAGUACGCCUUCGUCACCGAGGCCAACGAGUUCACCGCCUCCUGCCUCGAGGACACCCCCGUGCCCCUGAAGCUGGAGGGCGCCGUCCAGGCCGUGCGCAUCGGCGCUGCCCUCCAGGAGAGUCUGAUCACCGGCGAGAAGAUCAACUUCGAUGAGCAGGGGAACCGGAUCCCCAAGGCGAGAUUGUGAGGGUGAGGAGGGAUGGG